Hibiscus syriacus is the source of this 3062-nucleotide messenger RNA. Its product is annotated as nucleolar protein 14-like. Gene Ontology annotation, biological process: maturation of SSU-rRNA. Gene Ontology annotation, cellular component: Noc4p-Nop14p complex; small-subunit processome; nucleolus. The record is from RefSeq and is a predicted model, not a curated record. The coding region runs from base 55 to 2868 and encodes 937 amino acids. Lineage: Eukaryota; Viridiplantae; Streptophyta; Magnoliopsida; Malvales; Malvaceae. The transcript is spliced from 14 exons.
CUGUCUUUGUUUCUUGACCUUGGCAUUGAAUUCCGACAGCCGAACGAGGGAGCUAUGGCUAAGCAUUCAAGUGCGGAAGCCAAAACCAAGAAGAAAGCCACCAAGAAGUCGGGUCCAGAUGCCAUCUCCAUGAAGCUCAAGGCUCCAAAAGCCAACCCUUUCGAGACCAUCUGGUCCCGCCGCAAGUUUGACAUACUCGGCAAGAAACACAAAGGUGAAGAACGCCGCAUCGGCCUUGCUCGAUCCCUAGCCAUCCAAAAGAGGAAGAAAACGCUGUUGAAAGAGUACGAGCAAAGCACAAAGUCUUCUGUUUUUGUGGACAAGAGAAUUGGGGAGCAAGAUGAUGACUUGGGAGAGUUUGAAAAGGGCAUUUUGCGGUCUCAACGUGAGCGUCAGUUAAAAUUCGGCAAAAAGAGCAAGUUCAAUUUAUCAGAUGGAGAAGAAGAUGAGUUUGAUGCUCAAGAUCUUGGUUCCCUUCCAGAGAGAGAUGAUUUUGAGAAUGAAAUGCUGUCUGAUGAUGAUAAUGAAGAUGAUGAAAAACGGCCAGCCAUCUUAAAGCAACUUAAUGUUCAUGGUGUGCAGAGUUUGUCGGAAGGGGGUUUGAUGGAAGGAGAAGAAAAUAAGCACAAAUCCAAGAAGGAAAUAAUGGAGGAGGUUAUUUUGAAGAGCAAGUUUUUCAAGGCACAAAAAGCAAGAGAUAAAGAAGAAAAUGAACAGCUGAUGGAAGAAUUAGAUAAGGACUUCACAUCCCUAGUGCAGUCCAAGGUCUUAUUGUCCCUCACCGAGCCAGCCAAGAUGAAUGCCUUGAAAGCUCUUUUGAACAAGAGCAUUCCAGAUGAGCAUGUGAAAAAGGAAGAAAUACCCGCUACACAGAGAGCUGAAACUUCUAAGCAGGAACAACCUGAUUCUUAUGAUAAACUUGUCAAUGAGAUGGUUUUGGAUAUGCGUGCUCGGCCAUCAGACAGGACAAAGACAUCUGAGGAGAUUGCUCAAGAGGAGAGGGAGCGACUAGAGCGAUUAGAGGAAGAGCGUCAAAAGAGGAUGUUAUCAAUGGAUUACUCUAGUGAUGAAGAUGGUGAAAAUGCUGUGAAAGAUUCUGUGCAGAGGCCAAGGGCUAUCUCGGGAGAUGAUCUUGGUGACUCCUUUGCACUAGAUGAGGAGCCUGGUAGUAAAGGGGGUUGGGUUGAUGAGAUUCUUGGAAGAGAAGAUGCAGACAAUUUUGAGAAUGAAGAUGAGGAUGCUUCUGAAGAUUCAAGAGGUGCUGAAGAUACAGAUGAAGAUGAAGGAUCUGAAGAAGAUGAAAAUGAGUGUGAAAAGACUCUCUCUCUGAAGGACUGGGAGCAGAGUGACGAUGAUGAUGUUGCUACAGAUUUGGAUGAGGAUGAAGAUAAUGAAGAACAUAACGAGGCCAUUGGUGAUGAAAAUGUGGAGAAAAGAGGCCAUAACAAAUCAAACAAAAGUGAAAAUAGUAAGGAAGACGAGUCUGUGGAUGCAAAAAAAAUCAAGUCUGGUGUCAAACAUACUUCAACUAAAGCAGACAUUCCCUUUAUAAUUGAAGCUCCAAAGAGCUUAGAGGAACUGUCUUCUUUAUUGUUGAAUUGUUCUAAUAAUGACGUUGUUGUGAUCAUCAAUCGAAUUCGGGCGAGCAAUGCAAUUAAGCUUGCUGCUGAAAAUCGGAAGAAAAUGCAAGUUUUUUAUGGUGUUCUUUUGCAAUAUUUUGCUGUGUUAGCAAAUAAAAAGCCCUUGAAUUUUGAGUUAUCGAAUUUGCUUGUCAAGCCGCUACUGGAGAUGAGUAUGGAGAUUCCAUUUUUCUCUGCAAUAUGUGCUCGUGAACGAAUCUUACGAACUCGCAUACAAUUUUGUGAGGCUCUCAAGAACCAAGAAAGUGGAUGCUGGCCUACCUUGAAAACAUUGUUUCUCCUGAGGUUAUGGUCCAUGAUUUUUCCAUGCUCUGACUAUCGUCAUGUAGUCACAACUCCGGCACUAUUACUGAUGUGCGAGUAUUUGAUGCGUUGUCCCAUAACUUUGGGUCGAGAUGUCGUUAUUGGUUCAUUUUUAUGUUCCAUGAUUCUCAUGUUCACCAAGCAAUCUCGAAAGUUCUGUCCAGAAGCUAUAAUGUUCCUCCGAACUCUGUUGAUGGCAACUACAGACCAAAAGCUAGCAUCUGAGCAAGAUUCACAGUUUUAUCAUCUUAUGGAGCUGAAAACACUCAGGCCCCUGUUAUGCAUCCAUGAUGGUGUGGAUGAUAUUAAUCCUCUGAAUUUGCUCAUGGUAAUGGAAAUGUCUGAUGACUCUCCAUUUUUCAGCUCGGAUAGUUUCAGGGCUAGUGCACUGGUAACUGUUAUUGAAACUUUGCGAGGAUUUGUUGAGAUCUAUGACGGGUUGAGUUCCUUCCCUGAAAUAUUCUUGCCGAUUGCAACAUUGCUACAAGAAGUUUCACAGCAGAAACUCAUGCCAGAUGCAUUGAAAGAUAGAUUUAAUGAUGUUUCUCAACUCAUUAAGAAGAAAGCCGGGGAAACUCAAACGCUGCGUAGACCACUUCAGCUGCGCAAGCAGAAGCCAUUGCCUAUCAAAUUAGUUAAUCCAAAAUUUGAGGAGAACUUUGUUAAAGGUAGAGACUACGAUCCUGAUCGAGAACGAGCUGAGAGAAAAAAGUUACAAAAACUGAUAAAACGCGAAGCAAAAGGUGCAGCUCGAGAGUUGCGUAAGGAUAACCAUUUCUUAUACGAAGCAAAACAAAGAGCCAAGGAAUUACUGGAACAGGAAAGAGCAGCAAACUAUGGAAAGGCCAUAGCUUUUCUCCAAGACCAAGAACACGCCUUCAAAUCUGGACAAUUGGGUAAAGGUAGUAGGAAGAGAAAGAGAUGAAGCUAUAAGGAAAACUUGUGAAGCUAGUUUUCCCCGAAUUACGUCAUCAAAUUUAUAUAAACAUAAAAUUUUGGAAUUCUUGAGCAUUGUUUAGUGGAUUGACAUACAAGCAACAAGACCCGACAGUUUGUGUGAUUUUGAUAUUGACAUUUGUCCAAUUUUUGACAAGCUAAUAAUUUGUAUAACUUUUCCUA